This is a messenger RNA of Lentinula edodes (shiitake mushroom), 1998 nucleotides long. RefSeq lists its product as uncharacterized. Gene Ontology annotation, molecular function: DNA-binding transcription factor activity, RNA polymerase II-specific; transcription cis-regulatory region binding. NCBI's taxonomy places the organism in Eukaryota, Fungi, Basidiomycota, Agaricomycetes, Agaricales, Omphalotaceae. The record is from RefSeq and is a predicted model, not a curated record. Gene Ontology annotation, cellular component: nucleus. Gene Ontology annotation, biological process: regulation of DNA-templated transcription. The coding region runs from base 1 to 1998 and encodes 665 amino acids. The transcript is spliced from 4 exons.
AUGCUUCCCCGCCCCUUUCCCACUUCCCACUCUCUUUCUUCUUCAAUACCUUCAUCCCUUCUCUAUCGUCCACCACAGGCCCGUCAAUUUUCCCAAUCUUCGUAUCCUCUUCCCAUGGACCCUUCGGCUGUGGAUUUCCGCGCCUUUUAUCCGUAUACACCCAACGAAGUCAAACACAGAAAGAGGACUACCAAUGCCCAACUCAAGAUACUUGAGAGUGUUUUCAAACGCGACACGAAGCCUAAUGCUGCGCUCAGAAACGAGCUUGCUGCUCAAUUGGACAUGACGGCUCGAGGUGUACAGGUCUGGUUUCAGAACCGGAGAGCCAAAGAAAAAAACAAAGCAGGGAAAUCGGCGGCAGCUACAACGAAAGACAUUGAUGAGCCCAGAGAGUCGAUUGGCCCAAUAGAGUCGAUUCUAUUGCCCCAGUCAACUUUUCCCUGCGACUUACCUGAACUUGGUGACACUUCCUCACAAGAAUCUAGUCCCACAGGUACUUCGCCGCCACAGCUGCAUGUUAGCAUUGAUUCUUCGAUCCCUUCGUGGCAGAGUUCGCCGCUCGUUACCCCAGAAGAUUCUAGGCUCUCUGGUGAGCUUGACAUGUGCUUCAUACGGCGAGGGUCCCUUCCAGUUGAUGUCUUUUAUAAUGACGACGGUUCGGCAGUUGGACCACCAUCAGUUGGCCAUCUUGACCCUUUUGCCAGGCGUCGUUCUGUCGACGCCAGCUUACACCGACUUGCUGCAAACCCUUACGCACAUCUGGCACGAGCCAAAAAUUCUGUACUCUCAGGCUCCCGGUUUCCAGGUCAUGUUAAUGACCCUUUUUCUCUCAGCCGGUCUUCAUCAGCGUCGAGUGAUUUCCCGAACCAUUCGCCAAUGCCUACCCACCAGGGCGGCAUGCACGUUCGUCACUCAUCUGUUGAUUCCCGCUGUUAUCGUCUCUCACCACACGGUGUGACCGUAUCCCCAUCACCUUCACCCAUGUCUGCUUAUCAUUCCUCCACUAUCCGAUCAUCUCUACCCGACAGCCGGCUAGUUGCAUUUUCUACACGGCCAAUCUAUUCACCAUUGCCUGGUCCACUUCCUUCUCCCGACUAUUCGUUCGGUGUCGCCAGCUCUAUGCCCUCUCUUGCUUCACCUGACAGUGAGCGAAAUUCUCCCGAUCAUUCACAUGGGUUGUUGUUUCAGAGAGAGGAUCUAGACGCAGAAGAUGAUGCUUCUUAUGACGGCUACUCGCGUUUCGGGUCUAUCACAUCUAUUGGAACCAGUGAUUCUAGUAACAGCGCGUACUAUUCAGAUGUUGGCAACUGUGUUGAUCCCUUGAGCGGCGUCGAGCUAGGCGAUGCUAGCCACCAGCAACACCGAAGAGGUAGUUCAGGGCAUUUUGUUGGCCUCAUGUCUGAUCUCACUGUCGAGGGAUUAUCACGUCCAUCACAGCAGCAUACUUCGUCGGCAUUGGCCCCCAGUGAGGGUUCCGUCACGGUAACCCCGAUACCUGUGUCUGUAGAUAGUCUGUCUCUUGAGGGUGACGUGACUAGCACGUAUCCUUCACCAUCAUCCACUAUCUCACCCGGUAACCGCAGUCCUGCUGAGCGCAACGGCUCCGCUGCUUCUUCAUUAUCUACCGAGUUGUUGCAUGCUUGGCAAAGUGAGCCAGAUGUGAAUCACCUUUCCACAUACACACCCUCACAACCACUCCAGCGACAUAACAAUCCUCCCGCAGUAAAAUCCGAGGGUCAAUUCUACCUUGCGGAUAACAGGUAUCCCCCGAUUGCUCUGCCGUCUGCGUCGAUUGAGUUUGCGGGUAACGAAUAUCAGUUUGUGGCGCACCAAUCGAGUCAAGACGGUGCCAAUUUUGGUGGGAGUACUUCAGUUGCUGAAUCCUAUCCCGUGGGUGUCGAUGCUAUGGGUCACGAACAUUUCCCAAAUCAUGGUCACAACGGUUCCCGAGACCCAGACUACAAUAAUUUUGAGGAUGGGUCAACAUCUUUCAUGUAA